Heterotrigona itama is the source of this 489-nucleotide messenger RNA. The record is from the annotation of a GenBank genome assembly. NCBI's taxonomy places the organism in Eukaryota, Metazoa, Arthropoda, Insecta, Hymenoptera, Apidae.
CUAUUAUAGAAAUGUAUGAAAAAGUAUCUCCAAAAAGAGAUGUUUCUAAGCAGAAUUAGGAAAGUGUGUUACAUUAAUUCCAACAGAAACAUGACGUUCACGUGAUUCUUUCGAAAACACUUUCUAAAAGAUACCGACGGAGAUGUUCGUGUGUAAAUUAGGGUGGGUGGUGAGUAAGUGGUCCAUAUAUAGAAGCGCCCCCACAUUCACCAAUACGAACGCACACCUGUCACGCAUAUAUACGCAGCACGAGGGCCGAAGCGCACACUUUUUGAGCUUGAGUUGCUUAAGCUCUAUCGACUUGUGACGUCUCCACGUUCUCGGAAUUAUAAAAUAAUAGUUGAAAUCAGCAUUCAUCAUGCCUGGACGUCCGCUUUGGCAGCUAUUGAUCAUAAGGACCUUAGAUACAAUAGAGUGCGAAAUAAAGUAUUGAAGAUGAAUGAUAGCAGGUGGGUGAUAGCAAGGGUAGCUGUAGCCUCUUUUUGCUGA